Cyprinus carpio (common carp) is the source of this 6885-nucleotide messenger RNA. Its product is annotated as zinc finger protein 518A. Gene Ontology annotation, biological process: regulation of transcription by RNA polymerase II. The record is from RefSeq and is a predicted model, not a curated record. Gene Ontology annotation, cellular component: nucleus. NCBI's taxonomy places the organism in Eukaryota, Metazoa, Chordata, Actinopteri, Cypriniformes, Cyprinidae. Gene Ontology annotation, molecular function: RNA polymerase II transcription regulatory region sequence-specific DNA binding; DNA-binding transcription factor activity, RNA polymerase II-specific.
GGCGUCCCUAGAGUCCACAAAACAGCAGUAUGCAUGGCCACUUUUAAAAAUGGGUUUAACUGCUUCUAAUACAGAGCGAGAAUUGCAUGAACUUUAAUUUAAACAAGGCAUUCUAUUCAUGAAUUAACCAAAGGAGUAUUCUAUUCCAUUUAGAUACUUUGUCUCGAUGGUUAAAGCGAGAUAUUUGUUGGUAAAGACGACCUAAUGAGUCUUUCAGGUAAUCCAUAUUCAUCCGCUCUGAGUUCCUGCCUCACGCGCAGUGAAGGGAGCGGAACCCGGAUGGAACUGUCAUGGCUGCCGUCACCGACCUGCCAGUCUAAAGAGAAAAAAGAGGAGCCUUUAUUUUAAAGCAUGGAGGUUGACCUGACGACAUCAGAUGAUCCCCCUGAAAGCCAUGACCUGAGCCAGGAUGAUGACACCUCACUGGACCACACUUUGCCUCUCAAAUUGGCACAUCAGCUUCCAGAGACAGCCUCUUGCAAUGAACAUUGUGACCAAGAAACACCCCCUGAGGAGUCAGCCACUGAUAAUCUUCACACAGACGGCAAAGCUUCUGGAAAGACUCCAUGUAAGAUGCAGCAGGGUGCAAUCUUCUCUGGAAAAAUACUGAGUUUUUGUUGCUCUGAAUGCAAAGACGACACCACUUACAGCCCUAAUGACUUGCUGAAACAUUUUCAAGGAACACACAAGGGGACGCUUCCUACUUAUCCUUGUGAUCUGUGCUUGUUUGUCACCAAUGAAUUCUCAUCUCUUCAGCGACAUCGCAUCGGACAUCGAAACACUUUGGUCACGUGUGAGAUUUGCAACGAUGGGGUGCAGUAUUCGCUUCUUUUGCUCACCAGGCACUUUACCAACUGCCACAGCCGUAAUGGACAGUUUCUCUGUAAAAAGUGUGAGUUCUCCACCCGAGAUGCAGGAACCUUUGUUCAACACAUCCAUCAUCACAACGAACGUAAUCACAAAUGUAUGAAAUGUCCACAUGGCAGCCCCACACAAGGGGAGCAUCAGAGGCAUAACAUGGUGCAUUCUGGGACUUUUCCUUUCUCUUGUCAGAUUUGUGGCUAUAGUGCAGCUCGCAGAGAUUAUCUGAACAAACAUCUUACUGUGGCACACGGUGAGGAAAUGAACAAGUGGAGAGCAAAUGAGGAUAGUUCUGGAGUUAAUUCACCUGGACGGUUGCUUAAAAAGUCUCCUCCAGUUGGAGGAUCCAGAGAAACAAAACGUAACUCAAUCGCCGGUGUAGGUCUGCUUGAUCAUAACGGCAGGUUGUUUAAUCCUGAAAAAACCUUGGAGGAGACCCAGCAGUUCCUUGAAAGAGCGGUCGGGGUUAAAAAGGAGAGUGUUAAAUGGACAAAGUCUCCCCUAAAAAGUGAGCCGCAAAUUUUGCACCUCAUUCCAUCAACAACGCCACAACCAAAGUUACAAGAGCAUGAGAUUAGUCCAGGAAGUCCAGGACUUCUGAAUUCAGCCAACAACAAUGGACUGACUGUCCUUAUGGUGAAAAAUAAAAUUUCCAUUCCACCGAACUGCACCACUAAAGUCAUGGGCUUUAAGAUGGUAGAUGGUAAAAAACAUUUAGUUCUAAAAGUCAUACCGACAAAACAAGAGGACUCCACUGAAAAUGAGGGUUCUGAUUCACACAUUGGUGACGAUGAAGAUAAAAUAACCAGCAGCCCGUGCUCUUCAUCCUCACCAAGCAUAGGAUCUCUCCUCAGUUUAGAGUCUGGUGAAUCAAAUGAGACAUCUUCAAUAAAAGAAGAGUCACAGGAAGUUGAAAAUCACAUUGGCAACCAUCUCCCCAUGACAGAUGAGCACAAAGUUAGCUUUGAGAGUGCAAGUAAAGCUAAAGCAGGGCAGGUAAAUAAUGAGGAUACUGAAGUCUCACGUAGUGUUAAAGUACUGUCUACGGCAUCAAAAGAUGCUGCACCUUCCCUGUGUCAGAGCCGUCAAUCCAAUGGAAGGUCAUCACCUCAUCUGCAUGAGGUAUCUUUCCUCUGUUCAAUUGAGAAAUGCUCCACUGAUGAUAUCCAGACAGCCAGCACACUUCCUGUUUCAACUAAAGAGCUUUCCUCCACUGAUUCUGAUUUGCAGAUGGCUCAAGUAGAUUUAUCUAAAUAUGAGGCUAGAGCGUUAGCUUCAGUUAUGGAUGAACCCUCAGGAUCACAGUCAUCUGCUGAUGAAAGCACAUGUCCUGAUGCAGUUUCUGAUUUAGAAUCAAACCCUGAAAUGUCUAUAGAAGGCAAGUCCACAAACACAGAUAUCCUGAAAUCUAAACUUCCAUCAAAAGCAACUGUAGAUGCAACAUUUUCAGGGAUGUUGGAAGAAUCUCUUAUCCAGGAACCCAGCGAGAAUAGCACUGAACCAAACUCCACUAUCAAAAGUCCUGUCGAAAAGAGCAUCCUUGAUUUAGAGGCUAAAAAAGAGCAGGAUUCUGACCAAGUUGAGACCUUAUGCAAGAUGACUGACAUUAAGACCUCUACCGCAGAAGUUGAAGAGAGCUUUCAGUUUUACCAAAAUGCUAAUUCUGACUCAAGUGAGACUCCAGCCUCAGACAGUAUUGUUGUAAAGUCGUCUGAAGUAACUAAAAACAAAACAACUGAGGCUAACGCACAAAAUGAAACUAGUAAAAGUGCAUCAACUGAAGCCAAAGAUAGUAACACAGAAGUUGUAAAUAACUUUCUCAGUUCCCCAAGUCAAGAGGUCUUUAGUUUCCACAAUUAUUCUAAAGACACUUCUGGGAGCUCUCCUGAUUCAUUGCUGCCUGAGGAAGACUUAACGCAGGGCUUGGAGGAAGAAGAGUGUGAAGAGGAUUUUGGUGAUUGGAGCUUAACUCUGCCACCAUCGCCUCCUCUUCCAACUGAAGAAGAUAGCAAGGGAGGGGCUGAUGAGAGUGAUCUGGUCUCUGAAAGUGGAGAGAAGACAUUAGAGAGAGUGUCAGAUAGUGAUAUUGAGGUCGAUGAGUGCAUAGCUACUGUCGAUGAUUCACUCAUUCCUGUGCUUCCAGAAAAAGAAGGAGAAGCAGCUUGUUCAUCAGCACCAGAGAAGAUACAGGAAGGUGUCACCUGUGCGAGCGAGAACACAGCAGCAAGUGUGAAUAGUGCAGCUGUUUUGGGCAAGAUACUUGAAAAGCACUCAGACGCCAUAAUCAGCCAGCAACUUGAGAAAGAAAGAAUGAGGUCUUCAGCGACAGUACAAGAAACUGUUAGGCCGACCAAAACCACACUUCGGAUCUUGCAGACACCUGAAGGAAAACAGCAGAUGUUCCUUCAAACUACAGACACUCCAUAUGCCGUCCCAGUUCAGCUGAAAAGUGGAGCUGGGUUCAAGCUAAUUACUAAAUCCUGUUCUCCCAAAAUUAAUGUGUCUUAUGUGAAACCUGGGAUUGAGAUGGCCAGCAAGACUACGGGAGUAGCUCUUACUUUAAAUGGAGGCAGAAUUGGCUUGUCUGCACAGAAUUCCAAUCUUGAAACAAAAGGUCAAGCGUCUGCACAGAUGGCACCAAGUGGCAGUGGAAACCGCUACUUCGUCAAUGCUUCUGCUCUUAAAACAUCUCUUCUCUUAUCAGGUGCUGUCAAGUCCUCAUCCGGAGAACAGGCGACCAACGUGCCACAGACUUGUUAUUUGGUUCAGAGACCACUCCCUGUUACCCCAGUUAGUAGUGAGUCAAGUGCUUCGAGUUCUAAGACUGUGCUUGCAACUCGUCCUGUAUUGGCCAUGCCUGUGAAUGCUGCAGAUAAAACCAGUCCUUUGCAGGCUGGGAGACAAGCUUACUUGGUUAGAUACAUUUCUCCUGCCAAGUCAGGUAUACUUUUGAACAAUUCAGACGGGAAAACUUCGAACGAGGCUGGCAAAAACAGGGUUUUCCUUAAGAUAGUUCGAGGUCCCAAUGGCACCAGAUUUCUCUCCACUGCUCCAUACACCACAGGCAAAAAAUCAGUAUACCUUGCCACAAGCUCUCUGCAGUCACCUUGUUUGUUAAUGUCCUCAAAUGAAUCUUUAACCAAUGUGUCUGCAGGACUUAAAACCUCUACUAAUUCAGAAGGUCUCAUUCAUAAACUCAUCCCCGCAUCCCAGCUUAAACAUAUUCUACCCCAGUCCAAUGUUCAGAUCAAAAGCAGGGCUGAUCACGAUGUAGCAUUACAGAAGUCGCCACUUGUUCCCUGUUCCAUCCGUCCACGUAGCCAAAGGAAACGGAGGCGAAGGGCUUUGUUUGAGGAAAUGCUGGAGAGCUCCUCCAAAAUGAGGAGAAUCUCCAGCAAGUCGUCGGCCGAGAAAGACGCUACCUCAAUUUGGGAGCCUGUUGCGAAAGAUAUGGUGAGAACGCUGAGGCUCUGUCCCUUUAGUCCACUUCAAGAAAUCAAAUGUCCCCGGCAAAACCAGCCUGUGGUUGUGCUGAACCAUCCAGAUGCAGACAUUCCUGAAGUUGCUAGCAUCAUGAGGUCCGUGAACAGAUACAAAGGUGAAGUUCUCAAGGUGGCGCUGUCCCAAGAUACAGUUAAAGCCCUGUCGGAGUUUCCAAGAACACUUGCAAAGCAGAAUGCUUCCAAUGGCAGUGGGGGUGAAAGAUCAAGGCCGGUAGGAGGUGCUGUUCAAGAGAGAUUCAUACUGAAACUGAAGUUAAAAAAGACUAGCAGAAAUAAAUAUGAGGUGGUGAGGUCCUCAUCUGCUGGUUCAGAGCAGCAGUCAACAUUUUGUUGCUGGUUUUGUGGCCGAGUUUUCAACAACCAAGAGGACUGGAUCGGCCAUGGUCAACGGCAUCUAAUGGAGGCAACAAGAGACUGGAAUAAGCUGUUCUAAUGCAACUACAGAGCCCCUGGAUUGGGCCAAAUUCCAUCCUUCAUUGUAGAAAACUGAUUUUUUUUUUUUUUUGUAAUAUUUUCUUUUCUUUUUUUUUAUAGUACAGUAAGAUACAGUUAACCUGUUGAUGUUAUUUUUCCAUAGAUUUGUCUUCAGAAGCUUUUAAAGGGUAUAGUGUAAUAGAGAAGAGUUUGGUACCUGAAACCAGUUUGUAUGUAAAUAAUUUUCACCCUUGUAUAUUUAAAUCAAAACCCUUGAGUAUGUAUAGAACGGAACUGUGAAAACUGGACACACUGUAUGUUUAUGGUGCAAGCAGAAAGAUCACUGGUAUAAGAUGGUGCUGUCUCUUAUAGACCUCUUUUAAUGCAGACAAUUGAACUGAAUUCUCAGGUAAUUCCAUCAUUUUUCAAUGAAUGAGUGAAUGGUCCAGUUUAUAAAAAAGUAAUCUGUGUUUGAUUGUAGAUUUUUAUGUACCAUUUAAGUACAGUUUAAGUUGGCUACAUUGUCAUACCUACAUCACUGAACCAAUUUUAAUUUCCAAUCAACGUCCUUUGGUGCUUAGAUAUCAUGAAAAUGUUCAAAGAAAUUGAAUUUUAUAUGCAAAUUUUAAAGGGAUAGUUCACCCAUAAUUAAAAAUGGUUAUUUUCUCACAUUCAUGUCGCUCCAAACCUGCACAACUUUUUCUUAUGUGAAACACAAAAAACAUUCUGAAGAAUGUAUCGCCAGUUUCAUCCAUGCAAUUAAAGUCAACAGGGUCAAACAUCAGACCCCACUGAAUUUCAUUCUACUGACAAUUUUCGAAAUAUCUUCAUAAAGGUUUGAUGUGACAUGAGGGUGAGUAAAUGAUGGUUGAAUUUUCAUUUUAAGGGUGAACUAUCCAUUUAAAUAUUAUUUAGGAAUUGUGACACACAUGAUAUUGCCUAAAAAUGCCCAACUGGUUCCUGUGGAAACCAUCCUGUUGAAAUGUUGUGUACUUUAAGGUGGUUUGCCAUUAAUACGCAGUAUUUGUUCUCAUGUUGUUGUUUUUUGGGUCAGUUUCAUGUUUCGCUGGUACCAUGCAGCUACCUUCAUUAUGUCAGUUUAGACCCGGUGUCAUUUUCAGUAGCAAUAAUGGACUUUAUAAUACUGUAGUUGGAAUUUUUCUCUGUAAAGAUAUUCUGAACCUACAUCUGUCAGUUAUGGCUUUGGUGCUUUUUGUUGUCCUUUUCCCUAUUUGAAAUGAAGUAAUGCACCUGUAAAUGUACUAUUAUGCUUUACUAAAAAAAAGGAUAAAACAGGAUGUAUUGAGAUGCAAGCCAACAAACCUCAAAUAGCCAACCAAACACUAACUGUAUUUUCAUUUUCUGUGAUACUUGAGUGCCUCAUUCUGCCUCAAAGUUUUAACAAAAGGGUCUGUUUUUCCAUGGUAAAGUCCAGAUUUCUAAGAUUCUUGUGUGCUUAGCAGAGUUCAAAGAUUGAAAGUUGUGACCAUUUAUCCUCGCUACAUUAGUUUUUUAUUUCAACUGCCUUAUAAACCACAAAAUUAGGAGUUGAGGCUUCCUUUAAACAAUUUAUAUUUAUAUUCUCAUUGAUAGCCCUAAUAUCAAGUCUUUUCAAUAUGGGUUUAUGCUCCAUAGAAACAAUUGGUUGACAGUUCAAAACUUAUCAAAACACAGAUGGUCAUUUGAGUUAUAAAAUUCAAUAUAUCCUUUGCAUUAAAAGCUCGGUUUACUAGAAAUUGAAUACAACUAUUGUUUUAAAAGUCAACACUAUCCAGAGCUGAUGGUGUACUCAAUGGUGCUUCUAAAUCUUUGUGAAUCUGCUUUUUUUUUGAGUUUUUUUUUUUUUUUUUUUUUAUAUAAUUUCUUGUUAAAUAUAGAUAAACACCCCACAAGUGUUCUGAUCUGCCACACUUAAGUCUCCCUGAGAGAUCUGUCUAAUUGUUAGGACGGGUGUCUUCAUUUGUCUGUGUACAUUAAUUGGUCUUUGUCCAUUGUGCUUGAAAGAAGCUUUGAUGGCAGAGAGGUAAUAAUCCAUCCUUGAUUUAAAAAGCUAUUGUUCAGUGUUUUAUAGUUGUCCGAAUAAAUCAGUGGAUUUUCUGAAGCUUUA